GGGGCAGUGAUGUACUCGCCUCGGCUAAGAGAAUGUAAUGUUUUUUUUCCGACAGUACCUGAAAGCAGCCAAAGUUCGAAAAGUAUGGCGGCGGAGAGUUCGACGACGAUAACGGAGCAGUGGAUACGGGACAGGUUACAGUUGAAACAUCGCUGUCUCGGUGAUGUCCGCUCACUGAGCCUCCCGGGGACGAACGAGCAGAAGAUCGGACACCUGGGAAACUCACUGAACAACUUCGUCCGUCUGAAGUCUCUGGACCUCUCCUGCAACGCGCUCGUCUCUGUCGAGGGAGUGCAACAGUUGAAAAGGCUGGAGAGGCUGAUCCUGUACUAUAACUGCAUACCGUCCAUGGACGAGGUGAAUGUGCUGUAUGAGUUGACUGCGUUGAGAGAGCUGGACCUCCGACUCAACCCUCUGACCAAAAGCUACCCAAACUACCGCUGUCAUCUUCUGCAUGACAUGCCCAACCUGCGCAGGCUCGAUAGCUGUUCAGUCAGAGACAUUGAGCGCAAAGCUGCCGUAAUGCAGGUCUCAUUCGACCUUCUACCUCACCCAAAAAGCUCCUGUCUCAAUCCGGAUGAAGAGGAAAGAGGCAGCGAUCAGAGACUGGCUUUAGUUGACCGCUUAACCAAGAGGUUCUCUCUCCCGACCGACAUCGAUGAUAUUGUGUUGAACUUUGAGGUGAUGAAUCAUGGAGGCCAGAGUGAAACCAUCUCCGACUCUGUUAACAAGGAGGCAGAAGAAUCCAGAGAGGAAGAAUCAAACGAUUAUAUUGGACAGAGGAGUUCAACUCCAAAAAAGGAAACUGCUAAAUCCAUCCUCAGGUAUCCUUCCACAAGAUAUGAUAAAACCGAGUGCAAAGUACCACACAUGAAAGGUCCAUCUCAUAAAAAGAGUUCUCCCUCAUCGAAAGUGACUGAAAGACCAAAGGUGUCCUUCGGCCCGUAUGUAGAGAAACACAGACCCGUGCCUGGAAAACAAAACGAUUUCCCCAAACAAACCAGACAUGCGGCCAAGGGACAUUUCACCCCCAACCCUGAUCAAAGUCAGCGUCAUUCUUCGUCCUUUAUCAACAUCCGGCCUCCCAGUCCACAUCGUCCUGGUUUGAAUAUCUCUGACCCUUCUAACCCCAUCUUACAUCCUCCAAGACUAACCUACUCCAGCUUCAACAAGACAGAAGGGGGCUCCAGCCUUCUGCAACAAGCAGAAAAGAAAAAAAAGGGUAGUUACAGGAAACCCCUGGAGCUGCUUCUCAAUCUUGUGGACAAACACUGGAAAGGAGAGAGAUCACUGCAUCAUAACAACAACUUCCUGCCUCAGGCAGUCCAGAUCCUCUCGAUGAUGGAAAAUGAUAUUUCCAGCCGGGAGGCUGAGGUCAGGACCUUGAGGCGGGAGGCCGACGCACAGAGUUUUCAAGCGGCCACAAGAGAGGAAGAGCACACAACUGAAGUCCGUCACCUCUCUGCUCAGCUGGAGGAAGCUCGCAGUGCGGUUGGCAAACUAAACCAGCAGGUGAGGAUUGUCUUGGAGGAAAAUGUCGCUCUACAGAAGCAGCUCAUCAAGUUAGAACGACAGUAUCUCAAGUCUAUGAUGAAAAGUUCACCGAUCACUCAGAUUAAAGAGGCUCAGACAGAAGUGGAGGAGCUGAGGAGAGAGAUCGAGGGGCUGAGGGAGAAAGUGCAUGAGGCGAAGAAAGUCUAGUCAAUCGUCAAAUAUGCUGCAAGAAAGCCAGGUGAGGAGAAGCCCCAUCUGAACGUUGGCACUCAUGUGUAAAUCGGUGCCGCUGUGUUUAUGUGAUUUGGAUGUGUCUGUAUAUGUACCGCAGGUCCCUGGUGGCGACCAGUGAGUGUUUGCAAGCUGAGCUAAAGCAUUUGGAUAGGUGGAUGUACACCGGUAUGAAAAUAUCUAAUCAAGACUAUCAGGGGUUAUAUUAGCAUCGCAGUCAUUUCAUGAGGCCCAGCAGCUAAAAAACAAUUUCUAAAUGAAUUUGUACUCUAUUUAUAAUCCCUGCAGUGUACAUACAUUUUUUGUGUGUUUUAAGUUCCUAGACCAUUUGAUAAGUGUUAUUAUUUCAGAAAAGCCGGUAUAGACUGAUGUAAACAAUAAUGGGGAAAGGCAAUUCAUUCAGGCCAGGUUGUGUAUAAGAGUAUGACAGGGCCGUUAUUUUGACAAAUGAUUUUAAGGGGAAAAAAAUGUUUGUGAGAAGGCCGUGAUGGUUUUCCUGGAUCAGUAGCAAGAUUGUUUCUCUUGGCUGUUUUUACAUGUUUUAUUUUUAUUUUUUAGUAUUAUUUGUAUUAUUAGUAAUGUGUUUUUAGGUCAGUUGUGUUUCUAUCUGCUUUGUAUGUUGCAGUGGAAUGAAUGCAUCUAGAUUCCAGCUGCACUCAGUGCAGCACACUUUAUUUAUACCUCUGCCUUUGGGCUGGGGAGCAACGCACAUAUGCACUUUUCUCUCACAGACGCUAAUGCAAGACCUGGAAAUCAGAUUAGAAUGUGUGUGAUUCUACAUAAACGCAGUUGAAUGUAGGUUUUAUUUUUAUGUGAAUUGUACCUGCUCACUGGUCAGGAGCUUCCUGAAAAAACGAUAACAAUAAAAAAACAUAAUAUUUUGACUGGCACCUCAUAA
Molecule: messenger RNA, 2623 nt
Organism: Scophthalmus maximus (turbot)
Lineage: Eukaryota; Metazoa; Chordata; Actinopteri; Pleuronectiformes; Scophthalmidae
Gene: cep72
Product: centrosomal protein 72
Exons: 13
Coding region: 10-1701 (563 amino acids)
Molecular function (GO): protein binding
Source: RefSeq, a predicted model, not a curated record